Messenger RNA from Phalacrocorax carbo (great cormorant), 13183 nucleotides. The record is from RefSeq and is a predicted model, not a curated record. NCBI's taxonomy places the organism in Eukaryota, Metazoa, Chordata, Aves, Suliformes, Phalacrocoracidae.
ACUGGUGGGCCCUGGGGCGCGGCGAUAAGGGUACCCCUUGGUGCCCGCGCCCCGCCCCGCCGGGGGCAGGCGCUAGAGGCAGGGCGACGCCCUCCGCCCCGGGGCCACGGCCUUUCGCCCUCCCCUCGAGUUCCCCUCCCUCCCCGCGGGGAGGAUGCGGAGGAGGCGGCGGGGCUGCUCAGCACCCAGGGGCACGGCGGAGCUGGCGGGGACAUGAACCCCGGGGGCGGCCGGGCGCUGGGGCCGCUCCUGUUGCUGGGGCUGCUGCUGCAGUGCGCGGGGCGGCGGCGGGCAAUUGUGAGCAGAUCAGUUCCAGACGUCUGUUCAACUUGCCACAUUCAUGCUACAUGUCAUCAAACUGAAGGAAAAAGUGUCUGCAUCUGUAACUAUGGAUUUGUAGGCAAUGGAAGAACCCAUUGUCAAGAUAAAGAUGAAUGCCAGAUUGGAGCCAGCAAGAUCUGUGGAAAUCAUACACUGUGUCAUAAUACACAUGGAAGUUUUUACUGUGUUUGCCUUGAUGGGUACCGAGCCUCCAACAACAACAAGACAUUUAUUCCUAAUGAUGGCACGAACUGUACAGAUAUAGAUGAAUGUGAGGAGUCUGGGCUGUGUGGUCGCAAUGCAAGAUGUGUGAAUACUGAAGGAAGCUACAAGUGUUACUGCAAUGAUGGUUAUAAAUUAGAAAAUGGAGAGCUUUCUUUUCAUCCAGAUGGGAACAUAGUUUCAUGCAAAGAAAUUGGAUGUGGUUCCCCUCCUGAAAUGAAGCAUGGCUACAUUGUGGGGAACUACAGCUUGCUACCAGGAAGUGCGGUUCAUUAUGAAUGUAAAGAAGGGUUUUACAGCAACGAGGGAAAGUUCUCAUAUUGCACCGCAAAUGAAACUUGGGAACCUGCCACUCUAAGCUGUAAAGAAAUAGAUUGUGGCAAACCUGUGCUGAUUCCACACGCAGAAAUGAUCUGGCACAACUCUACCACUCUAUGGAGCAGAGUGUACUAUCGGUGUAAAGAAGGAUAUUAUUUUGAUGGAGACAGGAAUUUUUCAGAAUGCACAAUGGAUCAGACAUGGGAGAAUAUUACAUACAUAUGCAAAAAAGAGGAAUUAUUCAGUAAUUUGUCCAUAUUCAAUGAAACGUGUGUGAAGUGGCAAAGGAAAACUGGAAGACUGGGAGCACAGGAAAUGUACACAUUUCACAUACUGGGCCAAAGAUGGGAUGAGAAGACAUUCUCAGAAGAUGCAAUAUUUAACAUUACUACGAGUGAAGAUAAUCCAAAGGUGUGCUUAGAUCUCAAGUCUGGCAGUAACUACGUGGUGAAUAUUACUACCCUUUCUUCCACAAACAUCACUGUCUCGGUUACAGUAGCAGUUCAAACAAAGGUAAAAGAAGCAUUCAAUAAUGUAUUAAUUUUUAAUGAUACCUGCUUGAAAUGGCGGAGAAAUGUCAGGGGAACUGAAGUGGAAGACAGAUACUCAUUUCAUGUGCAAGGCCAGCGUUGGUACCAGAAGGAGUUCUUUCAUGAAAUUACUUUCAACCUUACUACACGCAAGCAGGAUCCAGAAGUUUGUUUUGAUUUGCAGCCAGGCACCAAUUACUCUGUUAAUAUUUCCAUGGUAGCUCUGAAUUUUUCACUGCUUGUUUCCAUGGCAACACAAAUAACAGAUCCCCUUUUCCCAGAUGUAGAAUUUGUUGCUGUAAAAGGUUCUGCACCCUUGCUCAGACUCCGGAAAGCAGAAGAACGAAAUGGACCGAUCAGUCUUUAUCAAGUGAUUGUGCUUCCUCUGGGUUUGCAAAGCACUUUUAUUUGUGACUCCUUUGCUGCUGCAACUUUCUUUAAUAACACCACUGACGUUAAAGGAUAUGUGGCAGCUGAAUUUCGGGCGAAGGAUGUUGCUGAUAACAUGUCAAUUGCUCUUGGAGACAGACAUUACUAUGGGAAGUUUUAUAAUGCUCCUUUAAAGCUGGGAGAAGAUUAUUGCGUUUUUUUGAGAAUAAUAAGUGAGUGGAAUAAGGUGAGAACACAGUCCUGUGCUGUUUGGGCACAAAUUAAAACUUUAUCACCCACUCUGCAAUACAUGACUGCUGUUGGAUUAGGGUCAGUUGCUGCUGUCUGCCUUAUACUGUUCCUGUCAUUCUCAGCAGCACGCUCUUAUCUCCACAGCACAGUGCACUCCCCAUCUGCUGCUUUAGACUGUGAGGCUGUACAUUUAUCGGCUACAAUGGACAUGGCACAAACAGGGACUGCGUUAUCAUUCCCAGAGAAUGAAAAUGUGUCUCUUCUCUGAUGUGUUAUCCCCUGAAGUGAGCAUAGAAAAAAUGCAUUCUUCUUACCAAAGCCAGCAUCUGUCGGGUAUGGAUGUAUCUCCACGGCACAUAUGUACUAUAGCACGAGAAGCUGAAUCUGUUUGUUACUGGAAGUGAGGUAUUUAUUGUCCCCCGUUGUUUUCACAUGGUGUGGUGUAUAAAGGAGAACCUUCCCUCACAAACAGGUUUGUGUCAGAGGCAUUAGCAUGUGUCCCAUAUGUUGGCCACAGGCUUUCAGCUAUUCCAGCCACGUGAAUGCCUGAUGAGUGUCUGUAUUCUGCUUUAUUAAAUGAAUAAUCCCCUGAUCCAGCUGAGACUCUCUGGGGGUCGACUUCUACUUUAGAUACCUUGGGACACACAAACUGGCCCAUUAUGGGAGAAAAUAAAGAUCAACCCUUACAUCAGAUAAAGUGCCUAUUGUAUUUCCAAGUAUAAAUGUAGAAGACUUUGAUCAAACACUUACAGGUAAUGGUACUUCAAUAACAUGUACAGGUUUGUUAGCCAUGAAAUUGUCACAUUUAAGUAGUGUCAGCAACAGAUGUGUUCCAGAGAUACUGCAAUCAUUGCUCAUAGCAAUUAGCAAUAAUUGCAAAUAAUAUACCAAUCUAUAAAACUGUAGUUUGCCAAAAAGCUGAGUAGCUUUAAUGGCAUGUGAAACUAAUUUAAAUAAGGAGGUACCUGUGUUAAGUGCAGUUUUGUUAAUCUCCAUUCUAUAAUUGUAGCCAAGUAAAGCCAUUAAAUCAUUGUCUGGUUAAUGAGCUGGUGUGUAACAUCUGGUUAGAGACCCUUAAUAAAGUACAAUUAACUAAUUUCCUAUGGCAUACUCCCAGUUAAUAUUUUUUCCUUCUGUAAGAAAGAACCAAAUGCCUUUGAUUACUUCCACUCCUGUUCAGAAGUUGUUUUGAAAUGUAUUAGCAAAAUCAUUCUGUUUACUAGUGAAACGAAGAAGCAAGAGUUUUGGGUUUUACUCAGUUUUGUAAUUUUUUCCAGUUAUGUUUUGUGUUUUACCACUUUCAAUAUAUGAUACCCAUUUUUGGAAUUCUAAAUGUUUCUGAUUCCUGAUGGUUUUAGAAUUUUAGACAUUCUGUGUUUCUAGGUUGUGUUACUUUAUUUUAGGUGUUUGAAAGGGUAUUUUGAAGUGUAGCAGCAGACAGUGGGUAACAGAGAGGAAUUACAAUGAAAGUUAUAUGAGAGAGCUUUUAACUGCUGCAUCUAACAGAGGUGCUUUUUUAAGAUCUGGGCAGACACCAUUUCUGUUAUCCAACAUUUCCACUGCUUACUACAUCUGCCCUGCAAGUUAGUAAGUUUUCAGUAGUUAGUAGCUGAGUAAGAACACCCUUGUCUACACCAGUCAUUAAGAGUUCGUAAUGUUUUCUUUCACUGAUUGAGAAGAACAAUUUAACUGUUCAUACUGGGCUACUAUUACCUAAUUUUUCAGUUUCUCCUGCAGAAUUCAUUCUCACACAUUCUGCUUGUAAUUCCCUUUCUCAGUGGAAUAGGUUGCCAAGGUGUGGCAUAGCAGUACAAACUGUACCACUUCAUUCUGGUUCAUUCUCCUGCUGCUCUGGUCCUGUGAGAGAGUUCACGGACAGCGGUUCCUGAAUAAGGGAGAGCAGGAGGGGCAGGAAAUGAUUUAAAGGGGCAGACAUGCCAUCCUCUGUGAAAGAAAAGUCUCUUCACCUUUUACUGAGACCAGCAGUGUUCCAGUACGUUAUGCAGGACUGGGAAAAUAAAGUCCAUCUUGUCAGUGGGUGUAGUUGGAAAGCUGGAUGUCUUCAUUUAACCUUCAACAAGUAUUUUCUAUUUUAUUCUCUGUGUGCAUCUUCUUUACCUAGCUUGUCUUUUCAUAAGGUAAAGUUUCCAGAGCAAGGUUUCUUCUUACCAAACAUCCACACUUGUGCUGGGACUUAUAUAAUGUAUUUAGCGACUCAUUUGGACAUCUCUGCACAGCAGGGCGGUGCAGUGUAUUAAUACCCAGGAACGGACUGAUAAGGGAGAAGCAAUGAGGCGGGACUCCCUGCCAUCUUAAGUUCUAAACAGCUACAAUCCUGCAAGUUUCCUUCUUUCGCUCUGCCUCAUUUGUCACUCUUGGCAGACAUACCUCUGGCUGUGAGCCUGUCUUCAUCUGUCGUGUACUUAUCUUUCUUCCAUCUACAUCUGUUUCAGUUUAAUGUGGGAAGCAUGGAGAAGUAAAUUAGCCUUGUCCUCCUCAGAUAAUUGUGCAAAUAUUAACAAUUUGUUUGUUAGAGGCUCUCUAUUUCAGAAACAUUGUUCUGUUGCUCCCAAGCUUUUCAAUUAUAUUUUUUAGUUAUUUCUUAGGAAAGUAAAAAAGUUUAAACAGUAGGAAAUUAAGAUGUAGCUAGACUAGAAGAAGGUUCUUGAAAGUUCUACUCAGAACAACUAUUACAGGCCUGGACAGAAAGAACAACAUCAAAUUAUAGUGGCUGUACUUACUUUUGUCCAUUACAGAAGCAAGGUUGUACAGUGAAAUUUAUCUGGUUUAAGAGUAUUGCUAAUGAAGGCCAGUUCUCUGACAUUUCUUUAGUAGGAAAUACACCAUGAUGCUAGAAAGAUUUUCACUGCAAAUACUAACCUUUAGAUGUCUGAUCAGAUAGCUGGUUUACAAAAACACUUCUUAGGAGAAGAUGGUCCUAGCAGAUUCCACUUUGAACAGGGCUUUGGAGUGAGAAGUGUCUGUUUGUAGGAGUACUUUUGUUACUCAGCUUUAUAAUCCUUACACUCAAGUUUAUGGAGUGAUCUAGCAGCUCUAUUUUAUACGUAGCAUCGUGUCGAACUAAUUGCAACAUUGAUACCACACACCCUUAUGGACUGAGAAAUUCUAGAGACAUUUCUAAUGAUCCUUCACUGGUGUUCCUUCAGUUAACACUGAAAUUCUCCUUUUUCUUCCGAUUUUUUUUGCUCUGCUUCCUCAGAUGUGUUCCACACCCAGGCCAAGUAAGGUAAAGCCAGCUGAAGUUGCUCUGCUUUUACUGCAGAUCUGUACCCAUGCAUGGUGCUAUACUGAGAAACUGUUUGGUUUAGACACAUACCAACGUCUGCGUUAUCUCUAAGUGUUUUCAUCUGUAGAAGAAACAGGAAAUUGUUAGCCCUGGAUAAACAAUUCUGUGUAACCUUAAGUUAAACUGUUUUUUCUUUUAUUCUGUAAUAGUGAGGUAGCAUAAAGGUUACUGUAAAAAUCCAGCAUUUAUGCAGGUAAUUGUGAUGGUGUGUCAAAUGAAAAACCAUUUAUUAUAAAAUACAUCUUCUGCUACAUAUCACUGAUGGGUCCUUUAAAUCUUUUGGUGAGAUUUCUUUGUUUUGGGCAUGAUAAGGCACAGCCAGAAGCCAUCCAAGCUCGUUUGUUUGUUCCAGUAUGUAUAGUCUCAAUCAAUUGUACGUACAGGGCCAGAUAUGUGGGCCAGUAUGCUCCUUGUUUCUAUGUGUAGUCUCAGAUUUAACUGUUCUCAGUCACCAUUCCUGUUUUCCCAGGUCUUGCACUAUUUUGCAGGGCCAUUUAAUACUCAGCAGAAUUCAGCCAUAAUCCAGCAUGAGCUGUCAGAUCCAUGAUCUCUAGCCCAGAUGGAAGUAUUUCUUUUCCUAGUGACAGCAUUGCUAGGGAGUUACAAAAGUCUCUGGGGAAAAGAAAAUAAAAAUCUAAUGGUUGCGUUGUUUUCAAGGACAGAGCUGCUGCCUUCAGAUGACGUUCAGAGGAGACCCUGAGAAAUCAUUUGGUGAUCUCAGUGCUGAGGUCUAGUGGAAAGGAACAAGUGUCAGCACUGCAAAAGUACCUCCACAACAGCAGUUCCUAGCAGCAGGAGAAAUGCCUCUGUGGGCAGCACAGACAUGUGUUCCUUUUGGCUCUGACAGAGGUGAGGUCUGAGGAGGCAGAGAGUGAUGACAGUAUUUGUGGUUUGGCUAUUAUGGAGCUACUUCCAUUAUAGGGUUAACAAAAACAGCACCUUCAUGGUCACAAAAAAAGGGGAACUUGCUCUUGAAGUUUUGUUUUUGCUCCUCCUCCCCUUCCCCAAACGUUUGUGUGUAUUUUGUCCAGAAAUACAGCUUUUUUUCCUGCAGUUUCACAGAUGAAUAAGGAAGGGUGACCCUUUAUUGGUGUUUUCCCACCUUGAGGAAGUACAAUUGAUUUAUUUCAGUUGCAGUUCAUGUUUUAUGUUCCCUGGUGUCCUCGUUGGAUCACGAUGAUGUGAAAAACUGUAUACUUUACGUAUGUAUAAUACAUGUUUAUGUAUAUAUGUAGUUUGUUCUGUUUCUUCCAUCUCACUUACGAAGUAAUUGAAGUUAUAGUCAGAAUUUCACAGCAAGGGUGGGGAAGUUCAGUAUCUGCCACCAGGAGUACAAAAAAUAUUAAUAGAGCAACAAAGAAAGGAUUAUAGAAAUAAAGUCAGUUCUUAAUAGAAGGUAAUUUCCAAAGGCCCAGAUUUUCCUAAGCAACUUUUAUCCUGGAAUGUUUUAGCGUGACUUUGAUCACAGUUCAUAUAAAAGUCUCUCCUGCAGCCAUCCUGGAGAAGUGAAAAGAGAGCAAAAUGGAUUGGAGUAGUCCGGUGAAGAUGUUUCAGGCUAACAGGCACAAAUCAGCUGUGCCAAUACAUUACAUAAAGCCUAACAUAACAAGAAUGUAGGGGUGGUAUAAGAUGGUUCUCAGCUUUCCCUUUUAGCUGUGUAAAAUGACCUACUCGGUUUGGCUCUUGGCUAAUGAAGAUGAUAAGAAAUUCCAUUUUGUUUUGUAUUCCUCUGAAUUCUUGCUAUUUUAUUUCCAUGUGUACAAUUGUCCUUUCCUAUAACCUGGAAUAUUCAUUCAGGCACAAAAAAAGCAGAGCCAGGUGAAUGUGGAAUGCCAAAUAAGUAACAAUUGCAAUUAUCUGCCCAGAGGGAAGGAAAUACUUCUUUAAUAGUAGUUCUGCAUUUUUGCAGUAUACCAGUCCCUUACCGGCAAAUGAAUAAAAUUAUUUUUAUGUGAUUAUGCAGUAUGUUUCGGAAUGGUGAUUUGAGUGUUUUGUGGCUAAAUGAAACCUGGCUCCUUCCAGUUCUGUCAAAUACUACCUUAGUUCCUUUAUUCUUCAUGGCUUUAACCUGCCAGAUGUUCAUUUUUAUUAGAAUAAAACAGGCUCAAAAUUGGGCAUGCAUCCAGAUAUUCUGAGGAAUUCAGCAUUCUGCCCCAUAUUUUUGUGAAAUUCCCUUGAAAUUAUGGAAUUAUCCAGGUUCUCACCCUGAGCAACUUAGCAUUAUUCUUUUUAAACUUAGUGCAAUUAUAUAUAUUUACAUUAGUUUAGAAUCUGCUCUUGUGUUUUGACUCAAAAUAGAAAGAGGAGACGAGAGAUGAGUACAUUGUGCGUUUUCAUGAGGAGAUUGAAAGCAGUAGCUGUAAGAAUGUUUCCUAGUAUGGCUGUGCCAGUAUCCAACAACUCUUCAGCAGUACUAUUAUUUAUCCGCUCUUUGUCUGCACAGGAGCUCAGUGUGAAGCAAGGUAGAUGGGAAUUUCCAGCUGUACGUUGCCUUUGUGGCGAUUCCCUUUCUUGUUCGAAGGUGCAAUUUCAUCCUAUUUUUGUUUUUCCUUCUUAAAUGAUUUUUCUGUUUGUCAGUCGAACAGUGUUUGAGAUUAAGUAGGAUUGUUUGAGUUAGUUUAGGAUCCUGUUGAUCUGUUCUGCAUUUUGGUGGGACUCCUGGGAGUUUGUUUUAUUUGUCCAACAUCCUGAUAAUUACUGCAGCAGAACUGAUUCAUAUUUUUCAACACCCCAGACUGUUUGAACACAUUUUCAUGUAUUGGCUUGGGGCAUUUUGCAAUGAAAAGCCACACCAUCUUUGAUAAGGUAUAACAAGUAUUUCUUAUCUGAGAAUAUGACUUAAUGCAAGUACCAGUUCUGGCUUUGCCUAGGUUCAUCCUCCAAAACAAAAGGCAGAGUUCGUGCACUGAAAAGGGAUUUCAUGUAGAGUGACAAAGUAAAGCUUAAGUGACAGUCAUUUUGUAAUCACAGGAGCGAUGAACCCAGAAUACUUUGUAGAGUAUCAGCAAGCAAGAAUACUACCUUAACAUGAGAAGUGAUCCAGUUUAAUCCCAUUUAGAUGUCACUCUGUUCUGCAUUUAUCCAUAAACAUGUCCCAGCAGAUUAUAGUAAAUCAGUAUGAUAGUGAAAUACUUUUGCCUCCAUGCAUUUAAUCUGGUACCUGGCAUUUCCCUUCCCAGAUAUUUUCCUCAGAAGUCUGUCUUGGGUAUUGAGUAAUUGCUUCCUGUGUUUAGUCAUACCCUAAAAUAUUCUUCUGUAUGGGUAAAGUCUCUGUAGUUGGGAUAUGCUUCUCCAUAGGAAUAAUGGCCUGAUGAAAACAGUUUGAAGUGCUUUGGUACAGUUUGUGGAAACUGCCAUACCUAAGAGUGUUAUUUCACAAUGCUGGCCCUCCGCUCUCUGGAUAUCAGGAGCUUAUUCUUUGCCUUUUUUUUUUUUUUUUUAAGAUUUCCUGUCCCUUUGGAAAAUCUUAGCUCUGCAGCCUCUAAUAGCCUGGAGCGCUUACCCCAAAUUUCACUUUUUUAUCCCUUGUCGUUGUUAAGGUAUGCUUUGCUGUGGGUGGAAUAUGAGUCAAGAUGUAGAAUCGUAGAAUCCUAGAUUAUCUCAUGUUGGAAGAGACCCAUAAUGAUCACUGAGUCCAACUCCCUGCUCCUCGCAGGACUACCUAAAACUAAGCCAUAUGACUAAGAGCAUUGUCCAGACACUCCUUGAACUCUCACAGGCUUGGUGUCGUGACCACUUCCCUGGAGAGCCUCUUCCAAUGACCGACCACCCUCUCAGUGAGGAACCUUUUCCUCCUGUCCAGUCUGAACUUCCCCUGACACACCUUCAUUCCAUUUCCUUGUGUCCUGUUACUGGUCACCUGAGAGAGGAGAUCAGCACCCCUCUCCCGCUGCCCUUGCUUGCUUGGCAUCACUUUGUCUGAGCUAAUUUGUGUUAAUUCAAUGUUCCUUGUGCAUUACUUACUGUAAGUAACUGUUUCACAGUUUUACUGUUUUCUAAAGAAACAAGCCUGCUAAAAACUCUCUCCACUUCCCCAUAAUGUCUUUGCCCCCAGGCACAUUCAAGAGCAACAGGAAUCACAAAGUCAUGUUGUGAGUUUGGUGACAGCAGGCAGUUGAGGACUAGAAUCCAGCCGCUGUUCUUGUCAGACACCAGAGAACCCACUGCACAAGUAAAUGAUGUUAUAAAUGCUCUGUCCAUGCUUUAGGAAACAUGUAAUACAGAAGAAUUCACUGCACAUUCUCUCUCUUACAUGCAAACAGCAAUGAAAAUUUUUUACUGCUUAGUAUGCAGUCAGUCUCAAGUGCCUGCUAAAAGCUGAGCUCAUGUAACAGCAAUGCUCAGGUUCUCUUAGAAACUCAGAUCAACCACAAGAUACAAAUCCAAGGAAAGCCAGGCUUGGUUGAGCUCAGUGUUCACAGAUCUGCAUGUUAUCUAAACCCUUUCAGCAUGCCUGCAGGUUGUUCCCUGUAGGCAGAUUUAAACAAUUAUAGAACAAUGGUUUUUUAAAUACUCAUUUACAGUGUUAAUUCUUAAAACAUGUUAUGAGCAUUGGAAAAUCAGUGGAGCUGAAGGCAGCUGUCAGAGUGAAUCACUGAAGUGUUUUUCACUAGAAAAGAGCAGUGAUGUUCUCUGAACUCAUCUCUGAAUAGAAGAGGAAAAAAAAAAUGCAAGUGCAAGCUUUCCUUAGGUAGGUCUUACCUGGUAGCUACUGGUCCAGAAUGAUGACGUGUAGGCAGAAGAAGAUUACAGGCAGACUCAGUCCUCCUCAAGGAACAUGUUUUCCCAGUGCUCUGGUGUUCUGGGAAAGAUGGGCAUGGCACAAACAAUAUCCAAGGAACAUGCAGUGCAUAGAAGGUUUACCAGCCAAAUCUUGGUGUUCAUAUGAAUAGGAGGAAGCAGAUAGAUUUGUGCAGGUAUGCUGUAGUGAACUGAGUAGUGUAAAAGAUUUUAAAUGUGAAGACAGGUAACACUUAGAUUCAUUGAGUCAACAAAAGCCUUUGCAUCUCAGACUUCUACGGUGGGCUUUUAAAUGUGGCCUCUAAACCAUUCUUUUCAUGCCACAUUCAUGCCCUUAGACAUUUAUGUUCUUUCCAGGAACUGUGCUGAGUCUGCAGGUGCCUGCAUCUAUAAGGCUCUGUAUUAAAGGCUGCUCAUUACAGGUCCUCAUGUGUGUGAGCUGCGAUUUAUUAUUGUUUUUGCAGCUUAUAGUAUUUGCUAAUUCCACUGUUGCCUGGCUCUAGCAAAAUUUUGCUGCUUUUUAAUGAGUAAUCCAAGAGAAGUCUCCACUUCAGUCUUAGCCUUUCUCGUAGAUGCAGAAAUCUGCCUACUGGCUGCUGGGAAAUCACAGGCUACAGAUACACAAGUCUUGAAACUGCAGAAGCAGCAGGUUUCUUUUCAGCCAUCCCCGAGCGCAAAUAACUAUAAUUAGUCCUUGUUUUUCCAAGUAAGAAGCAGCUUUCAAAACCAGUAUAAAUCUUUCUCUUCCUGUCUUUGACAUCCUCAAGCAGCAUACUGUUCUCUGACUUACACUUUGUUACCUUUUUAUCUUGUAUUAAUUUUCUCCUACAUUAUAAAUGAAAUUCAUUUCCCUUUGUCUUCUUCUCAAUGGAGUCAAUGUCCUGUGGGAACAUACGACUGUGUUUUUUUCCUUUUUGUAGGGAGGGGGGAGUGAUGGCUCUUUUCUGCUGGGGCAAAAGAAAUAAUCAUCAGUUAGACCCCUAGGAAAUACAUUAUAUUUAAAAGGUCUUCCAGCCUGAGGUGUAGAUGAGGAUCUCAAAUGUGCUUGCCGUGACAUCUGCUCUUUUGCACUGUUCCUCUCAGAUUUCAAAUCAACGCAGAAAAGGUGCAUGGAUACACUUUAAAUUUGGAAAUUUCUGUCAAGCAGCAGGAAAACCAGAGAGAGAGAAAAUCCUUAUCUUGCAAUCUGACACCAGCAAAAUUUGAUUCUUCACAAUAAAUGAUUGAUCUAAGAAAAAACCCUAGGGAGAGUUCAUAUUUAAAGGUACAGUGAAGAGGCAAACUGCCCCAAACUGCUUGGCAACAGCAUCCCAAAAGGAAUUGCCUCUUUUGCUGUUGGAGUUUUGCAAAGGAAUUGCUUCCUCUGCUGCUGCCAGUCAUUUGAUCUGCCUUUAUCUUGGCCCCCUGCAGAUUCUUAGGAUGCUUGCCAUCACAUUUAAGAAUGUAUUUUUUGGAAUCACGGGAUCCGCUGCUUAUCUAGCCUUUGCAUUUCUCUAUGGCAGUCUUAACAGACUGUUAAUGACUCAAAACCAGUACUCAUGGCUGUUUCUAACAUGUUUGGCAGAAAGAGUUACCAGAUACUUGCUUCUAAGAUAAUCUUCAGCAACAGAUUUUUAAUCAAGGGAUCUGCAAAUGAUGUGUGGAGCAAAUGACAGAACCACUCUGUUCAAUCCAACUUCAGGCUGCCAAAGGCUGCCUUGCAGACAGCAUCUUUGAUAUGUGUCAAUAGGGAAGCACUACCACAGUUAGAAUUAGAGAUCCGCUAAAGAAAGAGCAAUGGCCUGACACCCAUUAGAACAGUUCUUUUGUGCAGUUUUUGAGCUUUCUAAGAAAAGUAGCGUUUAUGUCAAGACUGAGCAUUUAUGUCCAAAUAGGUCGCAUUCUAAGAGAAGAUUGAAGGUCUGCUGUUUGAAAAUGCAGGUUUUAAAAGUGCUGUGACUGGCUCACGGAGUCUUUCUCUUCAAACUUCUUUAGAUUUCUUUUCAAAAGUCUGUACUUUUUCCUCCUCACUGCCCUUGAAAAAAAUCAGAAAACUUGAUUAAGAAAGAAAAGAAUAAGGUAGACAAGAUCUUAAUAUGUUGCUGAAGCAAAUUAGGGUUUGCACCAAGGCAGUGCAGGUAAGUUUUGCCUGGGCCAUUUACCCUUAGCCAAAGGAGAGCCCUAGUGUUUUUGGUGUGGGACUUGCAUAUGUGCCUGUGGUCAGGGUUUGCACAUUUGGCUAUGCCACUAUGUGCAAUUGAGGCACUGGAUUAAUCCAUUUGAAAAAUACUGAUUAAAAAUAUGUCAGAGGUUUUUAAAAGUGAAUAUGGAGGUUUGUUUAAAAAACAUGACUAAAUCAAUUUUGCUUUUAAAGAAAAGAAAUGUAGAUGGUUUGGACAAACUGCACUUUUAGGCAUUGCUGUAUUCACUUACUUGUUUUUAAACUGCUGCGCUUUUUUUGUACAAAACUUUUAUAAUGUUCCUCUGCUGGUUAUCUGGGGUUGAUUAUCUUAGAGUGCAUCUCACUGGGAUGAAGAACCUUGUCUCUGGUUCUGAAUAUAGGUAAUCAUUUUGCUCCCACACCUGUCAAUGUAUUCCUGUCUUCAUUACCUGUUCUUUAUACAUCAUCUUUAUCCUGGAGAAUUCGAAACACUGUUCCAUGAGAAAGCAUAAGGAACAGAGAAGUUAGGGGUUGCACUGGCUGCCGCAGAGUGAAUUGGUAAAAACAUAAAACUGGAACUGUUGUAGUUUGAUUGUCAGUUUUGUAUCAUGAGUGCUGAUUUAGACAAUGCUAUCCUUUUCUCUUCUGGUAACUGUCUUUUAUGGCUUAGAAGGUGGUUCUGCUGCACAUAUCUGUCUGUGAUCAAGACCUGGUUUUCAAUAGCGUGAUACAGAUUGGUUUUACAUUAUUUCUGUGAAUGAGGUUACAUACGGUGCUUGCUAAUAUUAGGGUAUUUCACAUGGAUUGUUAGCCACCUUUGUGCUUGUGAUUAGAGCAAUACAUUUUGAAAGUAGGUGGAAAACAACAAUAUUCUGUGCUCUACUAAUUCAUGCAUUAUUUGUUAACAGAUGAAAAUUAUUUGUGGGAAUGUUAUACUGAAGGGUAUUAUAUCUAUUAAAAAAUAUUAAAAUAUUAUGUACUCUG